AUGAGCCGGAAGCUCGCCCCCGAAGCCAAUCGGAUUCUCUUCGUCAAGAACCUCAACUACAACGUGACUGCUGAGCAGCUAUUUGACCUCUUCGGCAAAUUUGGACCCAUCCGGGUACCGCUUUUGUCGUAUACGAAGACGUUCACGACGCCAAACAGGCAUGCGAUAAGCUCAAUGGAUUCAAUUUUCAGAACAGAUACCUCGUCGUGUUAUACCACCAGCCGGAGAAAAUGCUUAGGUCGAAAGAGGACCUGGCGGAAAGGCAAGAGAAUUUGGAGCGCCUCAAACAGCAGCAUGGGAUAG
Aspergillus fumigatus Af293 is the source of this 303-nucleotide messenger RNA. RefSeq names its product putative pre-mRNA branch site protein p14. The record is from RefSeq and is a predicted model, not a curated record. Bases 1 to 303 code for a protein of 100 amino acids. NCBI's taxonomy places the organism in Eukaryota, Fungi, Ascomycota, Eurotiomycetes, Eurotiales, Aspergillaceae. Gene Ontology annotation, molecular function: RNA binding. The transcript has 5 exons.